GGUGGGGCUGAGGGGUGCCAAUCUCAGGGGCAGCUCGGGUUCCCUCCCCGCCCCCUGCUCUUAGUCCUCCUCCUGACCCUUUUUCUCUUGGCUCUGUUGACAGUGUCUCCAGGACCCAGCAGUGUCCUCUGUCCGCUGCCCUAGGCCCUUCCCCACCCCACCCUCACUGUGAGCCCCCAGCUCAGGAGUCAGGACCCAGGGCCCCUCCCUCCCCAGCGAACCUCUUCUGGACCAGCAGAGUCGACCCGAGAUCUCACUACCUCCAUGCGCGCCGCUGUCAGGAUGGGGGCCAGAGCUGUGCCGGGCCUGCAGCUGGCACUGCUGCUGCUGCUGGUGCUAGGGACACCCGAGUCCGGGGUGCGGGGGCAGGACGGGCUGGACUUCCCCGAGUACGAUGGCGUGGACCGUGUGGUCAAUGUCAACGCAAAGAACUACAAGAACGUGUUCAAGAAGUACGAGGUGCUCGCGCUGCUCUACCACGAGCCCCCGGAGGACGACAAGGCCUCACAGAGGCAAUUCGAGAUGGAGGAGCUGAUCCUGGAGUUAGCAGCCCAAGUCCUAGAAGACAAGGGUGUUGGCUUCGGGAUGGUGGACUCUGAGAAGGACACAGCUGUAGCCAAGAAACUAGGACUAACCGAAGAGGACAGUAUCUAUGUGUUCAAGGGAGAUGAAGUCAUUGAAUAUGACGGCGAACUCUCUGCUGACACCCUGGUGGAGUUUCUGCUUGAUGUCCUAGAGGACCCUGUGGAAUUCAUUAAGGGUGAACGAGAGCUGCAGGCAUUUGAGAACAUCGAAGAUGACAACAAACUCAUCGGCUACUUCAAGAGCAAGGACUCAGAGCAUUACAAGGCUUUUGAGGACGCCGCAGAGGAGUUCCAUCCGUACAUCCCCUUCUUCGCCACCUUCGACAGCAAGGUGGCAAAGAAGCUGACCCUGAAGAUGAAUGAGGUUGACUUCUAUGAAGCCUUUAUGGACGAGCCUGUGACAAUCCCAGACAAGCCCAACAGCAAAGAGGAGAUUGUUAGCUUUGUGGAGGAGCACAAGAGAUCGACCCUGAGGAAACUGAAGCCUGAGAGUAUGUAUGAGACCUGGGAGGACGACAUGGAUGGAAUCCACAUUGUGGCCUUUGCGGAGGAAGCUGAUCCCGACGGCUAUGAGUUCUUGGAGACGCUCAAGGCUGUGGCCCAAGACAACACUGAAAACCCUGAUCUUAGCAUCAUCUGGAUUGACCCUGAUGACUUUCCCCUGCUGGUUCCGUACUGGGAGAAGACGUUUGACAUCGACCUGUCAGCCCCACAAAUAGGAGUCGUCAAUGUUACUGAUGCGGACAGCAUAUGGAUGGAGAUGGACGAUGAGGAGGACCUGCCUUCCGCUGAGGAGCUGGAGGACUGGCUAGAGGAUGUGCUGGAGGGCGAGAUCAACACAGAGGAUGAUGAUGACGACGAUGAUGAUGAUGAUGAUGAUGAUGAUGACGAUGAUGAUGACUAGUUGCUAUGGCAACCAUCUCCGUGCCCCACCUGCUGUGUGCUGAGACCCUGGUCCCCCUCACCUGAUGAGGAGAGGAGCUACCUUUCCCUACACAACAGCCCAGCUAUCUCAUCUGACUUCUGUGUCCUGUCCCACAAUGUCCUAUAUCUAUUAUGUUCCUUCCAUUACUCCCUAAACUCUUCCUUGUGAUUUUCCUCUUGUCAUAUCUCUGGGCCCCCCUCUCUCCUCUGUUCCCCCCACCUGUGCUUCCCCCACUUUCUCAAAUCCUAUAUCCUUGGCCAAGAGGAAGGGAGGGCCCUGUGAUUGGGGCUGAAUCUCAGCAAUCUUUUGUUAAUGAAUUUGGGUCAAACAGGAGGCCUCAAUAAAGGAUCUGGGGCAGCUGAA
Molecule: messenger RNA, 1872 nt
Organism: Myotis brandtii (Brandt's bat)
Lineage: Eukaryota; Metazoa; Chordata; Mammalia; Chiroptera; Vespertilionidae
Gene: CASQ1
Product: calsequestrin 1 (fast-twitch, skeletal muscle)
Exons: 12
Coding region: 265-1488 (407 amino acids)
Biological process (GO): regulation of skeletal muscle contraction by regulation of release of sequestered calcium ion
Cellular component (GO): sarcoplasmic reticulum lumen
Molecular function (GO): calcium ion binding
Source: RefSeq, a predicted model, not a curated record